Magnusiomyces paraingens is the source of this 672-nucleotide messenger RNA. RefSeq lists its product as uncharacterized. Gene Ontology annotation, biological process: mitochondrial respiratory chain complex I assembly. Lineage: Eukaryota; Fungi; Ascomycota; Dipodascomycetes; Dipodascales; Dipodascaceae. The transcript has a single exon. The record is from RefSeq and is a predicted model, not a curated record. The coding region runs from base 1 to 672 and encodes 223 amino acids. Gene Ontology annotation, cellular component: mitochondrial inner membrane.
AUGAUUGCACGAAGACUUAUAAACCCACGCCUACUGCUGAGCCGGCAAGCUUAUGCCAUCGGCUUGACCGUGCAAGCACGCACGUUAAAAUCUAUGAAGAUCCGUCCGGAGAUUCCUAUGCGGCCAAAGCUUUCUCAUGAAGAGACCGAGAGACUAUCACAGGGAAACAUUUCGGACUUUGACAUUUUCCAGGACCUGCCUACCCCACUCAACACUAUCGAGGUGGUUCUCAGUAACGGGUUCCGUUUAAAGUCUGGGGCUCAUUUCCGAUGCACAGACCCAGUUAACCACCCAAAGGCUUUGGUAUUACUUUCCACAGAAACUUUUACGUUAGACCUUGGGAAGAGCGACAAGGGCUUAGCUGACCCAACGUCUGCAGAGAGUAAAAUCCCAACCGCGGAUGACCCGAUCAAGGGUUUAGAUACUGGAUUUGUGGAAAUCCAUCACUCUGCGCUAGAGUUUUUGGAAGUGGUACAUCCCAAGCCCGAAAUGUUGGUUGUAGGGCUUGGUAAACGGUCACGCAUGUUGCAUCCAAAUACCCGCAAGUAUCUGACAGGACUUGGGAUGCAAAUAGAGUUAUCAACUACGACAAUUGCAGCUAAUAACUUUGAUCUACUAACUACUGAACGGCCAGGCCAAGUUGGUGCCCUGUUACUGGCACCCAAUGUUUAG